Molecule: messenger RNA, 546 nt
Organism: Cordyceps fumosorosea ARSEF 2679
Lineage: Eukaryota; Fungi; Ascomycota; Sordariomycetes; Hypocreales; Cordycipitaceae
Exons: 5
Coding region: 1-546 (181 amino acids)
Source: RefSeq, a predicted model, not a curated record
AUGUCCGCCCGUCUCCUCGUCCAUUUUCUGGCCCUUGCGCCCAUGGCACUGGCCGGCACCAUCCAGUACCCCGAGGUCGUCCCUGGUCCUGGUCUUCCCAGUCUCCAGGAGCUGGGCCUCACAACAGAGCAACUGUACAGCAUGGGGCCACCCGAACCCGCCGACCUUGAGGCCUUCUCUGCCAACUUUGUCGGCAAGUGCGGUCCCGCCGACGCCGCGUACACCAACGUCAACGGCAUCAUCGCCUGCUACCACUACCUGAAGAACCUCGGCACCCAGAGGUGCACGACUCCAGGCAACUACAAGAGCAUCGAGUUCUGCCACUCUGGUGACGCCUCCAUCACAGGCACCUCGCUCAAGAGCAACGGCGCUUCCUCAUACUGCCGUGAUGUUGCUUCUGGUCUUCUCUGGGUUGUGGACCACUGCACGCGACCAAACCAGAGCUGCGCUGGAGCUCAAGCUGCGGGUGGUAAUGGCAAUCUUGUGGUGUUUGGGGGCAGCAAGAAGUGGACGGGCUUCAUAACUGCGUGGGUUGAUUUGGCCUGA